CUCUUUUUUUUAAUCUUUCUUUUUCCAUUUCCAUUUCUAAUAUCUCCUUCUGUUUUCUACUCUGUUAACAUCAGAAUCACAUUCUUUCUUCAUUUCUGAUGGAGAACCCUAACAACAACGGAGAGAAACCUGACGGACUGGAAAUAAUCUCAAUUGGGACACUCUACAAAGGGCCUUGGGACAAGAAGUACUGGAGCAGCUCUAGGGGUAAAGACCGCUAUCCUUAUCCAGUUGGUUACCAUGCCAUUUGGACUCACGGUGGGAGUACAUACAAUAUGGAAAUUCAAGAAGGUCCUAAAGGGCCCUUGUUUGUGAUCACUUCUGCAGAUGGACAAUCAUGUUCUGGACAGACUCCAGGUAUUGCUUGGGAUCACUUUCAGAAGCAAAGUGGCCCACGAAUAAAGAUGUGGCAUGCAAAGAGAUUUUCGGGCAAAAUAGAUGGUGUAGAACUUUUUGGGUUUAGAAAUCCAUUUGUCCAGCGAUUGCUCCGAGAGCUUGUGGCAGAUGUCAAUGGAAUGGCAGAACCGAGUUUGUUUUCCCCCAAUUUCUGCAAUGGAGCUACUGCACUAGUGUGUGAAACAAGAUCACCAAAUUCAUGUACAUACCCUGACCUGCUGCCAUACUUUGAUGAGCCACAGACUACUGAAGAGAGAAGUAGGAAACAGAAAGUUAAGGCUGUGGAUAUGAUCGGUGAGGUUAGCCCUAAAAAACUCCGGCCUGAAGACCUCUCAAACAAUGUUGAUGCUGCACUUCCUAGACAAGAUCCAGGAGCAUUGCCAGUGCCAGAGGACCUUGAAACUACAGUGAAAGUCAUAACUCCCCUUGAGCAGAGCAGGCUUGAUAGUCCUGAUCAUUGCAGGUUCACCCAUGUGGUUGAUGAGUUUUCCAAAGAGGAGAAACUUCUUGGUAGGUUACCAGAUGCUGAUAUACAAGAAUGUGGUGCUUCAGCAGCUAAUGAUGAAGAGAUCUUUGUGGAGGAGUCGGAAAUUAUUAAGGAUUUGGAUCUUUGUGCCCCUGACACUUUGGAUCUUCAAGAGAUGUAUGAGCAAAGUCCUUGCCAUUCCAAAGAUGAGCUAAUUGUGGCAGAAACAGUUGUUUCUGAAGGGAUAGUAAUAGAAUCACACCCAGAAGAAGAAAUGGGUAUAUCUUCUACUGCAAGCUCUGAUAAGGGUGAUUUUGAUUCAGUUGGACAAGAUGUAGCCAAAUCAAUGAUGACAGUCCUGCUACCACAAGCUCUUCCUUUACUCAAGAAGACCUCAAGGAGGGAACGAACCACUCUUUGUGGUAUGGGUUCCACUGAAACUGAUCYUACUGCAAAUUUAAUUGCGUUGAAAUCUCAUGAGGAAAACAGUGGUGUUUACCACCUUUCCAACAUAUUACCAGGUAAGCUUGAAGCUGAAAUUCCUGUUGAAAGUUCCAAUUUGGAUACUGAGGAAAAUGUGCACAUUAGUGAACCUCUAUGUCCAGAUAUCAAAAAUUCUGAAGACAUUAAGUCUAUCAUACAAGACAGUUUUGAGGAUGAUCAGUGUGAUUUUUCGGUGAACGAGAAUAGAUCAAUGUGUUCUGAUUUUGUUGAAGCUGAUCAAGCACCUUUGUCUAAGGACAAAUGUGAUCCUCAUACUUUGGAAUUGUUUCAAAGUCUUGAUGGGAAAAUUUCUUUAAUAUGUCAUUUUGGAGACUGUAGCAACAAGGAAACAUUCUGUCAUGAUAAAGUAUCCAUGACCCAUGAAAGAUUGGAGAAGGGUGAGGUUCUCCCAUUUGGUCCCCCUUUAGGGUACAUAUCUCCCAACAAGCCAAUCUUUGUUGAAGAAUCUAAGGUUGCUUCAAUGAAUUUGAAUAGUUCUUUACAUACUGAAAUUCAUUGCAAGAUGGAUGGUUGUAUAGAGGAUCUUGAAAUUGCAUCUAUACGUAUUGAAGGGCCUCCUGUCUUAAAGCUGGCCUUUUCCAAGUAUAAUGAUGGUCAGUCUCCCCAUGCUGAAAAUACAUCAAAAACUGAUGUAGCAAAUUCAAAUCCAACCAAUGAACCAUCAAAUGUUCUUAGCUUCCGGAAUAAUGAAACUGCACUUGAUCCUAAAUUGAUUGCUUUGUCUUCAGAAGCAACACUCCUUGAACAAGUUUUUUCAUCUUCUGGUUCUACCAAGAAUUUGGAAACUGUGAAUGGUCAACAUUCUGAAACUAAAAUUAUCCAAUAUCAUCGCAGACACUGCUCUAAAGCUUCAAAAUUUCAAAAUAAUAACAUUCAUUUAGAUAAGGCCGUUUAUAAUGCCCAUGAAAAUGAAUAUAAUCCUGACAGCUGUGAGUUAUCCAAUAUGACAAGUAUAAGAAAUGCUAACUUAGAUGGCAAGUUAAGCUCUGUGCAUGUUUUCAAGAGGGAAGUUGAUGACAUAAUGGGGUCUACUGCAACAAGUUGUGCCUCCAUUCAGAUACCUGGUGUAGUACCUUCAAUUCGAGGAUACAAUGGUCCUCUCUCAGAAAGUAUAAUUUGUAGGACUGUCAGAGAUGGUUUGGUUCCUUUGACAAGUCCUGCCACAAUGAAUUUGUGUGCUACAGAAACUGGCCAAGUUGGUGCUCCAGAAGAAGGCCCAAAUAAAAAAGUGUCGGUAGUCAGUGAAAUUAUACUUGACAGACAAGAUAGUCAAUUACACAGCAAAAAUGCUGUUGGUGAACCCAAAAGCAUAUUGUUCAAUGUUACACCCACUGUAUCCCAAAAUCAAGCAGUUGCUGCUCAUGCUGCUAAGGGUGAUGAUACCUCAAGCUUUCUUGAUCCUCCUGUUGCACACGCAGAAAAAUGUGAAAUUGUUAAUCAGAUGGUUGGACCAUGCAACCUUAUAGAGUGCAGUAAUUCCGUGUUACGGUUACAGGAAGAGGAAAGCUCCAUUGGUAACAUCAGAUGCAUUUUUAAGGAUAUUCCAGAUCCUCUCACGAAGCCUAGCAAUUAUCAAGACUGCAAUAAUGUGCUUUCUAAUUGUGAGUUACAACAGAAAUAUCUGUUCAAGGACAAUUGCUUUGAAUUGGAGACAGAACCUGAUAAUGAAUCAAGGGGCUUUGUUGAGCUUGUAGGACGCUAUGUACACCCUGCCCCAGUUCUGUCUGUAGCUUUGAGCACAAAAGGAUAUGCUAUUCAUAUUUGUGUUUUAUGUGGCAUUCUGUUGGAUGAGGAUAGAACACUUUUUAUCUACAAGAUUUCAACCAAGGAGCAAGGUGGAGGUUGUCCUUCUUUAGUGGCUUACUCUUCAAUCAUGUUUCCAGUUAUUAAAGACAGAUUUGGUAGAGAAAUUUCGUUUGAAAGACAAGGAUUUCAGUUCACUCCUGAUGGGGACUGCCUUGUUUGUCUUAACAGUAUCAAGGCACCUUCUUGCAGGGAUCAGAGCAUUCAUUGUUUGUGUUCUGCUUGUACAUCAAAUUCCUUUGAGGAGAAUGCUGUUAAAGUUGUACGUGUACAAAUUGGUUAUUUUUCAGUCGUGACCAAGUUGAAAACAAUUGAGAGGGUCCGAAGUUUACUGGUUUGUGAACCAAAUCAUCUUGUUGCUGUUGAAGAGAGUGGAAGAUUGGAUGUUUGGGUCAUGAAUUCAACAUGGAGUGCACAGGUAGAAGAGUUUGUUUUACAAAGCUUUGAUUGCAUAUUUCCUUGCUUGAUGGAGUUGAAAAGAAUUCCAAACUGUUCUACUCUGAUUAUUGGUCACAAUGGUUUUGGAGACUUUGGUUUGUGGGAUAUCUCUAAACGAAUUUUCUUGUCAAGGUUUUCUGUUCCAAGCAAUUCAAUCUUUGGGUUCCUUCCAGUUGGCUUGUUUAGUUGGCAAAGAAAAGAUACUCUUUCUUCCAGUACUAAUGCAGAACACAUAAAAAAAGUGACUAUGGGGUCAAAAGAGAUGUGGUUUUCGGGGGCUGAUGAAAAUAAUAUAUUUCAUACAUUGGAUGCUGAAGAUAUAGCCAUCUGGCUUCUUGUCACCACUGCUGCUUCUGACCAUCUUCAGAAUCAACCAAAUGAUUGCAAGACUAGUCCAAUUCCGUUGUGGAGGCUGGCUUUGUUGGUGAAAAAUAUAGCAAUCUUAGGAAGUGUACUGGAUCCAAGGGCUUCCACUGCUAAUGUAUCAGUUGGACAUGGGAUUAUUGGUACUCAUGAGGGGCUGGUCUACAUGUGGGAGUUGUCUACAGGAACCAAACUUGCUGAUUUGCAUCAUUUCAAAGGUGGUAGGGUUUCAUGUAUUGCUGCUGAUUCAAAGUCAGGUGUAUUUGCAGUAGCUGGUGAUGAAUGUCAGUUGGUGGUGUAUGUACACUCUCCAAGGGUUUUUUAAGAAUUUCAGAGUCAGAGGCACCUAAAUUGACAAAGCUCAUUUUCUAUUUGGCGAGAUCCCACAUUACUUUACACUGGUUACUAAGCUGGGUGGAAUCUGCAAUUUAUGAUGAGGCCCAGAGUGCCGUCACAGUGAUCCAUGGGCUUGGCACGUUUUAUGGUAAACCACUCAGUGCUUGGCAAAAGCAUGUAAAUUUAACUACCAAUAAAAAAGCAUCUAAAUUAAACCUACAACAAAAUUUUUGGAUCUCAUUCUCAGGUUGUCAAGAUUAAAUGGAUGCAUGUAAAUAGUGGCUAAUAAAUAAUCAUUCUUUUGCAGCGUUUUUGACCAUAAUUUAUUGUUUCUGACUUGAGAUAAUCAAAAAAGGUCCAUAAAAGACAUUGCAGGCAUUUUUCCA
Messenger RNA from Nelumbo nucifera (sacred lotus), 4692 nucleotides. RefSeq names its product DNA binding protein. Gene Ontology annotation, cellular component: nucleus. The record is from RefSeq and is a predicted model, not a curated record. Lineage: Eukaryota; Viridiplantae; Streptophyta; Magnoliopsida; Proteales; Nelumbonaceae. Gene Ontology annotation, biological process: regulation of cell cycle. Gene Ontology annotation, molecular function: protein binding.